Messenger RNA from Symbiodinium natans, 4665 nucleotides. Lineage: Eukaryota; Dinophyceae; Suessiales; Symbiodiniaceae. The record is from the annotation of a GenBank genome assembly.
AUGUUCUCCAACCUGGAUUUACGGAGCAUGCGCUCCUUGCAGUCGCAGUCGCGGUCUCAGCAGCGGCUUCUGAAGUCCCAGGCCGCCCUUCAGCACAGGGCUUUGGCUUCACGGCCCGUCAGCAGCCAGCAAGUCAGCGGACCCCGGAAGGAGAUACCUGAGAACGAGGUUGAUGUCUUGAGCCGGCUGACGCUGGAAGAGCUGCAACAGCUGGUGCUGUCGCCCCCGGUCCUCGACGAAGGUGACUACCAAGCCAAGCUGACCCUUCUCAGCCCCAACCGCAUUCCGCUGUCGUCGACGGGCCCCCUGCAUCCGCAGUGGGUGCAGGUGCAUGUGUACAACCUCAGUGAGAAUUUUGUUGGCGCCAACCAGAUGCUGACCUUUGCCGAAAGCGGUCCUGCCAUAGGAGGUGCCUUUCACGUCGGCGUCGAGGUCUUCGGUGCCGAGUGGUCCUAUGGGGUCUAUGGCAUCGCUUGUGAUCCGCCGCGCUCAGAGACGGCGCACGUCUACGAGUGCAGCGUGUUUGUGGGGUCUACAGUCAGGAGCCAGAUGGAAGUGGCCAACAUCCUGUUCAACCUCUGCCAAGAAUGGCGAGGGCAGGACUACGAUGUCUUGAGUCACAACUGCUGCAGCUUCGGCAGGAGGUUCGUUGAGGCUCUUGGAGUGGGUCCGAUGCCAGACUGGGUGGACCGCUUCGCGCGCACGCUGCACGCCACACGUGCGGGCAUCCAGCAAGCAGGUGAUCGGUUGCAGAAGGUCGUUCUCGAGGACGUGCCGGUUCUCUACAGCGUCGCGCGGCCUCACGUGGAGCGCGCCCUGGUUCAGACGCAGGUGUACGUCGUGGAGAAAGGGACGCAGGCCAAGCAGGUGAUCCACAAGGCUGUGGUCCAUGACGUGCCUGUCCUGGUGGAAACCGGCGUGGAGACGGCACGGCCGUACGUCCAGCAGGCCGGCCAGGCGAUCCACAAGGUCGUUUGGCAUGACGUGCCGGUGAUGUAUGAGACGGCGCGGCCGUAUGUCGAGGAGGCCGCCCGUGCCGCGCACCGCGCAGUAGCCGAGGAGGCGCCCAAGGCCAUCGAGGCCAUGCGGCCGCACGUCGAGCGCGCGGUCUCCCACGCCUGGCACCAGACGAGCGCCGCGGUGCAAACGGCAGGGGAGGUCAUCAGCCAGCACGCGCAGACGGCGGCCGAGAGUGUGGCCAUUGCUGCAGAGGCUGUUCAAGACCAGCUCUUCGGAAGCUCCAGCAGCUCGAGCAGGAGCAGCAGCUCGGCGUCUGCGAAGAUGGAGACCGCCCCGCAGCCGUGUGAAGCGAGGACAGCGGCGCCCAUGAGGUCAGGAACGGCCGUGCAGGUGCUCACUGCGCCACUGGACCCAGGAUUCAGGCCGCGGACGCAGUCGCAGAUCGUGUACCCAGUCAGGGCCACACCGGUGCGUCUGCCGGCCCAGGCCCAUAUCAAAGAACCACGUUCGGCACUGGGAGGCCUACAUGAUGCCUCCCCAGGCUCCAUGGCAGCCGGCGACCAGGCGAUUCCCCUGACUUUGGCCUUGCAACACAAGCUGCAGGAUUGCCAGGUUCUGAAGUGGAAAGCCGGAUCUUCCUGUGACUUUUGCCAGCCUCGCAUGAGACACCACCAUUUCAUGCUGCACUUACCUGUGGCAGAUCCGACGGCCGGCCACGCAGCCGGCUCCCUUACGCUAGCCCGCGAGUUCCGCGUCGCUCACUUCAACAUUCUGGGCAAGAACAUGGCGGGCACGAUGUGGUUCCACUACGCCCGAGAUUUCCUGCCUGCGCAGUUCGCCUCCUCUAAGUGGGACUACCGAAAGGCAGAUCCCAGUUUCCCUCAGAACCUGUUGUGGUCGCCGGACGAUGGGCAGUCGAGGUUCUACCGCCGCCAGGUGCUCCUCCAGGAGAUUCGCGCCCUGAGAGCCGAUAUUCUCUGCCUCGUGGAGCUGGACUGCUUCGCAGAGUUCCGGGACAUCCUAGAAGAGGAUGGCUACGAUGCUGUCUUUCAGAAGCGGCCAGAUGAUCGGAAGGGCGACGGCUGUGGCAUCUUCUGGCGCCGGGAGGCCUUCACAGCGGUCGGCCCUUGCCGUGCCUUGAUCUACGCACAGCCUGCGAAUGAUCGCAUUGCCUUGGGGCAGCUCCUGCUACAUCGGAGCUCGGCCGAGCCACUGUUGGUCCUCUCCAGCCACCUCUACUGGGACCAGGCGUCCGGGCACCAGGCGUCCGAAGCACAGGAGCUCGUCGACCUCAUGGAGGACAUGAUGCGCGGGUGCGACCUCGAGUCGGGCCGUAGGCCCGCAGUGGUCUUCUGCGCAGACCUGAACUCCCUGCCCGGGUCUGAUGCCUACCGGCUGAUCACCAGGAGGCUUCUAGAUGCGAGCUUCGGGCAGCCUGGUGGUGAGUAUGCCCAGGGCUCUUUCAGCACCCUCAAGCCUGAUGUCUACUGGUUUGCCGCACCGAAGGGUCAUCGGUCAGAAUGGUACGAGUGGCACUGGCAGGAGGGCCGGAAGGAGGUGAUUGACUACAUCUUCCACAGCCCGGACCUCGCGCUGGAAAAGCCCGUCGUGCUGCCCUGCAUGCCGGAGUCAACCCGCGCUGCCGGUUCGGACCGCCCGGCCAAGCGACACAAGCCCGGAGACGAGCUCUACGGAUACUGGUGCGGCGGCUGGCGCUUCCCCGACUCACCGGUCCCCGGGCUCGAGGAGUCAGUCGUAGUAAGCAUCCUGAUAAUGAGCGAACAUGCCAAGUCGUGGCCAGCACUGGCAGCAGAGUCGUCGGAAGAUGAGUACAGGCACGACUUUGCCGAGUUCGAUCUCAACAAGGACCGGAGAUCUCCCUGCAGUUCCGUGAAGCUUCGUACGAUGACCCAUGACAACCAGAUCGAUUUCCAAGAGCUGAGAAUCCAGGUGAAAGGGGAACUCGACGCCACCCACCUGCGCCGACUGGUCAUGGAGGAGUACGUGGCCUAUGCCCUCACGCUGUCCAUGGUGGAGUUCCUCAUCCUUGCCAAACAGACAGUGGAAAAGUUGGAGGGGACGGCGGAGGAGCAAAGUCCGCCUCCCACGCCGAAGAUGGCCACGGCGCAGCUGAAGAGGCGAGCAAAGGAGCAAGGCGCCACGUCCGCCCAACGCCUUCUGGCUCAGCUUCGGGGCCGCCACGUCCGCCUCAACACCAUCCACGUGAACACGGUGGUGACUGCGCUGGUUGCCGAGAGGCGCUGGUUGGAGGCCCUAUUCGCAUUUACCUCGACUCCUGCUAUGUCCUUGCAGCGGAGCAUUGUGAGUUUCGGCGGAGUCCUGGGUGUAGGAACUUGGCGUCACUCGGCGGCCCUGCUCCGCCUUCUUCAGCCACUUGCGCUGAAGGUGAACGAUGUCUGCAUGAACACAGUGAUCCACGCCGCCGCCCGCGGUCACCAAUGGGCGCUGGCCACCCUCGUGUUCGCCCAGAUGCCUGCCCGCACGCUGCUGCCGAACGAGAUAAGCGGUUCCGCCAUCCUGAGCGCCUGCGAGAAGAGCCGCUCCUGGCGGCGGGCCCUGCAGCAUCUCCGGACGGGGCAGGGGCCCAGCAGGAGCACCAUCGGCUGGAACGCUGCGGCCAGCGCCUGCGUGGACAGCUGGGCACAGGCGAUGGCAGUUCUCGACGCGAUGCCCGCCUCGGGCGUGCUAGCAGACAUCAUCAGCUUCAACGCCGGCCUCGGCCUGGGCCCGCUCUGGCCUCGCGCCCUGCGCCUUCCAAGAAGCCCGGAUGCCAUCACCUUCGGUACGGCCAUCAGCGGCCUGAAGCAAGGCCGCCAGUGGCUCCUUGCUGCAGGGCUCCUGGCCACCAUGGCCAUGCGGAGGGUGCGAGAGGUCUGCCGUAGCUUCAACUCCUGCAGCAGCGCCUACGAGCAGGACAGCCUCUGGGAGCCAGUGCUGGGACUCUUCAGGCGGAUGAGGAUGGUCAGCAUUCGGGGAGAUGAAGUCGGCAUGAAUUCGCUAGUCAGUGCCUGUGGUCAGCGCGGCCACUGGGGUUUGGCACUGGACGCUCUGCAUGGCAUGCCUGGCGCAAAGCUGGCACCCGACCAGAUCAGCGUGAAUUCGGCUCUGGCCGCCUGCAGGGCAGGUGCGCAUUGGCGGCUUGCCUUGCAGCUCUUGCUGCACCUGGCGCUCCAACGGCUUCGGAGCAGUGCUGUGACGUUCAACUCUGCACUUGGCUCCGUGGAGUCGCAGUCAGAGUCUUCUUGGUCCCGGCUCCUGGCCUUGUUGCGGCACAUGCGGGAGCGGGUGGUGUCUCCGACCAUCAUCACCUUCAACACAGGCAUUCGGCUGCUACAGAACAGCCCACGCUGGAGCGCCUGCCUGCGGUUGCUGGCGCGGGCCGGGAGCCAGCGCGCGCGCCGCGAUGCUGCUAGCCUCGCGCUGGUCCUCGACAGCCUUGCGGCAUCCGCUCGUCCCCUUUGGCCGCCGGCCCUCGUGCUGCUGAGCAGCGCCCGGCGUGAGGGCCUCGUGGCCUCCGACGCGGGGCAUGGAGUGGUGAUUCAGGCUGCCACCCGACAAGGGCACUGGCACCGGGCGCUGGCGCUCCUCGAUGGGGCGGCGCCCACGGAGCUGAGUCGGCUGGCCCUGGUGGACGCCUGUGAGAUGGGGUGCUUGCCUCUGGCAGCCACUGGGCUGCUCUGGGAG